ACUUGUCCAAAAAAAUGAUGGGCAAUGGGAAUACUUGGGUGGAAGAAGCAAAGGUAUUCACAUAUAUAAAGGAAUGGCAUUUGAAGAAUUCACCAAAAAAAUCAUAGAGAAAUUCGACAUUUCCCUUGACGUGAUGAAGAUGCACUACACGCUGAAGUUCAAUCCCAGAGUCAUCCAAGAUUUAGAAGAUGAGGAUGAUUUGGAUAACGUGGUUUCCCACAGUGAUGACUUUGCAAAUGUAUACCUAGUAGACUUACCCUCUGUGGAAGCCAUUGAAGCAAAUAUCCCGAAUUCACAGUUGGCAUUUCGAGAUCCACCUAUCACGUUCCCGUCCUCUAAUGCAUCAUGCGAUCCAAUUCCUCAAACUAUGAUGCUAUCAAGAGGUUUUGCGUCGCGUUGUGCAGAUACUGAGUACAUCCCUUUGGAAUCGAUUCGUUUUCGUGAGGCAAUAUUAGGGUCGGGACAUACAUUUAAAAAUGCCGAGGAGUUUCGCAAUGCAAUUUACCAGAUGUCAUUAGGUGGGAGGUUUGAAUACAAGUACAAGAAAAAUUCCCCUACGCAUAUGUCUGUCAAGUGUUCAGUUGAUGGUUGUCCUUGGAAGAUAACAGCUCACGCUGUCGAGGGAAAUGUCAUCUUGCGAGUUCAUACUUACCAAGUGAAUCAUAAUCAUAUAGCUCAGGAUGAGUGUUCAUCUAAGGUGAAGGUUUCUUCAAAGAGAGGUGCGGUUGUUGUUGAAGAUGUGUUUAGAACCACUCCAGACUAUCUUCCCCGUCAAAUUUGUAAGGAUUUUGAACGUGAUCAUGGGGUUCAAUUGACAUAUAACCAAGCAUGGCACCUUAAAGAGAAGGCAAAAGAGCGCAUAUAUGGAGUACCACGCGACUCUUACACGUUUCUCCCUUGGUUAUGCCAUAGGCUAAGAGAAAUAAACCCGGGCACAAUUGCGGAGUACACUUCCCAAGAAGGUCACUUCAUGCAAUUGUUCAUUGCCCAUGCAUUUUCAAUUCAAGGGUUCAUCAUGGGGUGUCGACCUGUAUUGGCUAUUGAUUCUUGCCACCUAAGCGGUCCAUAUAAGGGAGCUCUUUUGUCUGCCAUUGCAUAUGAUGCAGAUGAUGGAAUGUUCCCGCUAGCCCUUGGUGUGGUAAGUUCAGAAAAUUAUGAGGACUGGUAUUGGUUUUUGGAUAAAUUAAAGGGGGUAUUAGAUGGUAAAGAAGUUGUUAUUAUAUCAGAUAGACAUCAGGGAAUCUUGCGUAGUGUUUCGGAGUUGUUUGGGACAGGAAUCAUGCAUAUUGUUAUCGCCAUGUUGGAAAUAGACUACAAUGAGGCAUUUGAAAAACUUGUGCGCUUCAAUGAGAACCUAGCAAAAUGGGUUGCGGAAAACAAUCCCGAACAUUGGGCAAUGUCAAAGUUUGUUAAAAAGCGAUGGGAUAUAAUGACAACUAACAUUGCAGAGGCGUUCAAUGCGUGGUUAAGAGAAGAGCGUCACCAAACAAUUUAUACUUUAUUGUUAAUGCACAUGGAUAAACUUGUAGCCAUGUUGGACACCCAUAUGCGUGCUACACAAAAGUGGAAGAGCGUGGUCGGACCGAAAACUGAAGAGAAGUUAAUGUCAAAUAUCGUGAGGUCUGGUCCGAUUAGUGUGCUACCCUAUUUGGGAGGGACGUUUAAGGUGUUUACUGGAGAGGUUUAUUUGGUUGUCGAUAUGAAUCAACGUACGUGUACUUGCAUGACAUGGCAAAUGUCCGGUUUGCCAUGUGCACACGUAUGUGCUGUCAUCCGCACACUGAGACACGACGUGUAUGACUAUAUUGAGCCAUGUUUUCAUGUCUCCAUGCAAGAUUUGAUUUACUCGGGUCAGUUUCAACCAUUACCAACACACAACAUGCCGAAACUUUGUGACGAUGGGAGUUUGCAAGAUUGCGCGGGCAACACCUUUCCUGCUUUCCAACCCCCUCAUGUGAGACGUCCUCCAGGAAGACCCGACAAAGGCGCAUUGAAUCACAGUUUUCUCAUAAGAGAGCAAUUCAUUGCUCUCGAUGCAAUGGAAUAG
This is a messenger RNA of Vitis riparia (riverbank grape), 2047 nucleotides long. RefSeq lists its product as uncharacterized. Gene Ontology annotation, molecular function: zinc ion binding. The record is from RefSeq and is a predicted model, not a curated record. Bases 74 to 2047 code for a protein of 657 amino acids. Lineage: Eukaryota; Viridiplantae; Streptophyta; Magnoliopsida; Vitales; Vitaceae. The transcript is spliced from 3 exons.